Molecule: messenger RNA, 2871 nt
Organism: Humulus lupulus (European hop)
Lineage: Eukaryota; Viridiplantae; Streptophyta; Magnoliopsida; Rosales; Cannabaceae
Product: digalactosyldiacylglycerol synthase 1, chloroplastic
Exons: 7
Coding region: 134-2503 (789 amino acids)
Biological process (GO): galactolipid biosynthetic process
Cellular component (GO): chloroplast outer membrane
Molecular function (GO): digalactosyldiacylglycerol synthase activity
Source: RefSeq, a predicted model, not a curated record
AGCCUCGUGCUUUCUCUCUUGCAAAUUUUCUUAGCUUUGCUUCACAUUUUCGGCCGGGGAAACUCUUUCAAAACUCCCAUUUUCUGGGGAAAAUUGUCAAAAGCCCUAGCUCGGCGCACUGUUACUUCCUGCCAUGGUUAACGAAGGCCAAGCUUCGUCGUCUUCUAGUGCUUUCUCGUUUAUAUCAAAAGGCUGGAACGAGGUGAAACACUCGGCGGACGCGGAUCUCCAGUUGAUGAAAGAACGAGCCAACUCGUUCAAAAACCUAGCGACCUCGUUUGACCGUGAGCUGGAGAAUUUUAUUAAUUCAGCCUCGACUUUCUCGGUCCCGGCAAUCCGGUCGCCGCCGGCGGAGAUCGAUUUCGUAAAGAAACUGCAGCCUAAUCUGUCGGAAUUUCGAAGGGCGUAUUCUUCACCGGAUUUUAGCAAGAAGGUUCUUGAGAAGUGGGGACCGAGGUCGUCGAGGAUUCGGAUCGAUUUGUCUGCCAUAAAGAAUGCAAUUGUUUCAGAGGUGGACGGAGAUGGGGUUAUUGAUAUUGAUAGGGCUAGGAGAUCUAAAAGGCUGAAUUUAAGAGAGUUUUGGGGUGAGUGGAAGGGGGAGACCGAUGCCGAGGAAGGGCAAUUCAAGGAUUGGGAGCCAAUUCGGGCGUUGAAGACGAGGCUGAAAGAGUUUGAAAAGAGAAGCUCGUCGGCUGAGAUUUUUAGCGGCUUCAAGAAUAGUGAAUUUGUGGAGAAAGUAAAAUCCAGUCUGAAAUCAAUUUACAAGGAGCCUCAAGAGUCAAAGGAAGUACCACCAUUGGAUGUGCCUGAACUCUUGGCAUCUCUGGUUAGGCAAUCUGGGCCCUUCUUGGAUCAACUUGGCGUUAGAAGGGAUUUGUGUGAUAAGAUAGUGGAAAACUUAUGCAGCAAACGCAAAAAUCAAAUUCUUUUGCGCUCUCUAUCUUCAGAAGAAUCCUCAAUUGUAGAUAAUGAAAAUAUAAAUGAUGAAUUGGAUUUAAGGAUAGCUAGUGUCCUUCAAAGUACAGGGCAUCAUUAUGAAGGCGGGUUUUGGACAGACCAUUCAAAACAUGAUCCACCUGAUGGAAAAAGGCAUGUUGCCAUUGUCACAACUGCUAGUCUUCCUUGGAUGACUGGAACAGCUGUGAAUCCACUGUUUCGUGCUGCUUAUCUUGCAGAGUCAGCAAAACAAAAUGUCACUCUAUUGGUUCCAUGGCUUUGUAAAUCAGAUCAAGAACUAGUGUACCCCAGCAGUCUCACUUUUAGUUCACCUGAAGAGCAAGAAAUGUAUAUACGUAAUUGGCUUGAGGAAAGGGUUGGUUUUAGAGCUGAUUUCAAGAUCUCCUUUUAUCCUGGAAAGUUUUCGAAAGAGAGGAGAAGCAUAAUACCAGCUGGAGAUACUUCUCAAUUCAUACCAUACAAGGAUGCCGACAUUGCUAUACUGGAAGAACCAGAGCAUCUGAAUUGGUAUCAUCAUGGUAAGCGCUGGACUGAUAAGUUCAACCAUGUUGUUGGUGUUGUUCACACGAAUUAUUUGGAAUAUAUCAAGAGGGAGAAGAAUGGGGCUCUUCAAGCCUUCCUUGUAAAACAUAUAAACAAUUGGGUGACAAGAGCUUACUGUCACAAGGUUCUUCGCCUUUCAGCCGCUACACAGGAUUUACCCAAGUCUGUGAUUUGUAAUGUCCAUGGCGUAAAUCCCAAGUUUUUGAAAAUAGGAGAAAAGAUUGCUGCUGAGAGGGAACUUGGAGAGCAGGCAUUCUCAGAAGGAGCAUAUUUCUUAGGCAAGAUGGUCUGGGCAAAGGGAUACAAGGAGUUGAUAGAAUUACUGGCAAAGCAUAAAAGUGAUCUUAGCGGCUUUAAGUUGGAUGUGUUCGGGAAUGGAGAAGACGCCCACGAAGUUAAGAGUGCAGCUGAAAGGCUGGAUUUGAAUCUCAACUUUAUGAAAGGAAGAGAUCAUGCAGAUGAUUCCCUUCACAGGUACAAAGUCUUCAUAAACCCCAGUGUUAGUGAUGUACUCUGCACUGCUACGGCAGAAGCACUUGCAAUGGGAAAGUUUGUAGUAUGUGCAGAUCACCCAUCAAAUGAGUUUUUCCGUUCCUUCCCGAACUGUUUGACUUACAAGACUUCUGAGGACUUCGUAGCCAAAGUGAAGGAAGCAUUAGAAAACGAACCCCUUCCUCUUACUCCUGAGCAAAGAUAUAAUCUGUCAUGGGAGGCUGCCACCCAAAGAUUCAUGGACUACUCCGAGCUUAACAAAAUUUUGAACAAUAGUGAAGAAGUUAAAAAAUUGAGCAGCAGUAAGCAAAUGACUAAAUCAAUAUCAUUGCCCAAUCUUUCAGAAAUGGUCGACGGAGGAUUGGCAUUUGCCCACUACUGUCUCACUGGCAAUGAGCUGCUCAGACUCUGCACUGGAGCAAUACCAGGGACACGUGAUUAUGAUAAACAACACUGCAAAGACCUUCAUCUCUUGCCUCCGCAUGUAGAAAAUCCAAUCUAUGGCUGGUAAGAAGAUCAGAUAUCUCUUAGUUUCAGUUGUAUUAUUUUUACUUUACGUAUAGGAGCUUGCUAUGUUUGUAGCUAGAAAGUCGUACAUCGUUAAAAUGAUGUAUUAUUUAUUAUCGAAGUAUCUAAACUUAGUUAAAUCCAAAUUUUGUUGGCCUGAUAUGGCCGGUAAGUUGAUCAGUCUAGUCGGUCUCAGUAAGACCUUGUGUAUACUACUUAGGUGUGUAGGUAUAUAUAAUAUAAUAUUUGUUUUGUAUAAGCCUGCCAGGCUUGUGAAUCCGCAGGUUUCUCCUAAUAUUCUCUUUGUAGGUAUUUGUUUUUGUAGUAUCUUAACAUUGAUAGUGAAUUCCAGUCGUUUUUUUUUCAUGACAA